UAUGACGUCGGCGUCGAUUCAAUACUAUACUGGGAGGCCACCGGAUGACUGUGCACUAGACGCAUCUAGUUGCCUUAGCCAUGAAGCACGUUUAAAGAGCGGUCAACGUCCAUCGUUCACUGUAAAGGCAACUCCUAAAAUCGCUACAGUUAAACCCAUAAGGACUGUGAAACCAAUGAGAAUAGAAAAGGAACAGUCUAGUCAGAAGACACUUUGUAAACACAAGUGCACUGAUCCAAUUCUCUGUAAAAAUUGCAUUCAGGAUUUAUACACCAUUAAAUCACCAUCACAAUUUAAUGAUCAUAAUAAAGAUGAUGAUUUUGAGGAGAAAACCGAAACCGAAAUCGAGCGAGAAAAGAGCGCCAACUGUUGGAAUAAAAAAUACAAAACGACUCUGCUGCCUUCUAUAGCAGAAGAUUCGAAUUGUGAUUCCGAAAACGAUGACACUGUCUUUUCAUCAAAUUCAUCAAGUAAUGGACUCCAUUCAGCUUCAUCGGAAGGGUCUGAAUAUGGUGGAAAUUCACUCCUAGAUUCACUUCAUAAACGAUUUUAUCCUACUCAAUAUAAUAAUGCUGAUUAUAGAUCGAGACUUGUAGAUGAUAAUCUUUCAUCAACAUUAUCGCAUUCAAAAAGUGACGGUUUCGUUCAAGUUACUUCGCCAAAACUGAUAAGAAGAUUACCGCAAUCUAAAUGCGUUUCGUGGACAGCAGAUGACGAUAGGCUGGCAAGUAUUUCCUACAUGAUAAGCGAAAAUAUGCUCGCCAAAGCUCAAUGUGUGAGCCAUGUGAAUAAACUUAAUGAAAAAUUCGUACGAUUUAGCUCAAUAACCGUCCGGAAGGACAGUAAUAAGGGGUUCCUGUUUCCGAUAGAUGGCGCAAUCACUAGAGAGAUUUAAUAUUUUGCAAUAAAUAAUAUUUAUGGGGGGAAUGAAGUAGGAUAUUAGUUAAUGGGAGGAAUAGUUUAAAAAAGUAAACGUUAUAUAAAUAUAUUUUUUGAUUUUUACAGGUCAAGCAAACAAACGCCAGAA
This is a messenger RNA of Dimorphilus gyrociliatus, 1027 nucleotides long. The record is from the annotation of a GenBank genome assembly. Lineage: Eukaryota; Metazoa; Annelida; Polychaeta; Dinophilidae.